AUGCUGGAUCAGUCGUUCGUCGUGCUGCCGCCCAACUCCUCCGCGUUUCACGGCGCGUCUUACGGCGCCCCUCACGCGCCUCGUCAUGGAGCCGCUGGUGGGGCGAUCCGACCGUCGAUUAACUCUGCGAUCAGUGCUCCGCCGUCGAUUCCGCGCCCCCCUAUAGGCAGUCCCAGUUCCCUUCAUCCCUCGUCUGCCGCCUUGUCUCCCGCUGCGGGAUCAGCUGGUACAUCGCACCCAGCGUCCAUCCCGGAAGAGCAUCAGCCGCGGCUGCAGCAGCAGCAGUUUCAUUCGCAGGAUCAAUCCCAACCGCAUCCCCAGCAGGGACCAUCGACGGCUGAGAUUCAUUCUCACAGCCAGUCUCAGUCUCAUGUUCAUCCGCAGCAGCAUCAGCCGCCACCAAUCAGAGCCGCGCAUCUGCCAACCAUUGGGGGACACGUGGCGUUCCAAUCACACGCGGCCUUCCAAUCGCCCUUGGGUCGCAGGGUGAAGGUGCGAGGAACACUGCACUUCCUCUGUAAUGUUUUUUCUUGCUCUGGUAACCCCCUCAUCACCUCACUCUGUUCAUCUCCUGUGUUUCUCACCUAUCUGCCCAUCCCCACUUGUCUCCCUCUCACCCCUCCGCUGCGCCCCUCCCCUGCGCCCCUCCUGCGCCCAUCAGCGCCCCCCGCCCAUCUGGACGAGUCGUUUGUGGUGCUACCCGGCUCGGCUGCUUCUGGUAGCUCCCCUCCCACCACCUCUGCCUCCUACUCGCCUUGCUUCCUUACCUUCCUCUCCUUUGCUCCUCCCUCUCGUUUCCCCCCUUCCACCACUCCAGCGCCCGCCGCCCGUCUGGACGAGUCGUUUGUGGUGCUGCCUGGCUCGGCUGCUUCUGUCUACGGCGCCCCUGCCCUCCCCCACGCGCCCUCCUCCUCCUCCUCCUCGCACGCCCGCCCUUCGCCCCACACCCACCCCUUCCCCCUACCCCCCACCGUGUCCGGUGCUGCUGCUAACGCAGCCGUAGCUGUCACUGCAGCUGCCGCUGCUGCUGGUGCUGCUGCUGCUGCUGUUGAUGGUGCUGCUGGUGCUGCUGCUGCUGGUGCUGGUGCUGCUGCUGUUGAUGGUGCUCCGUCCCUUGUGUCUGAGUGCUUGACUCACCGGGGCGAGAGCUCAGGUUCGGAACAGGUGCAGCCGGAGAAUGUGACGGUGAGGAUCGGUUCAGAGGGGUCUGCUGCUGAUGAGGAGAGAGGGAGAGGAGGGGGUGAGGAAGAAGAAAGGAGAGGGAGUGUGGAGGGAGGAGGUGAAAGAGGGGAUGGUGUGAUAGGAGGGUUGGAGAGAGGAGGUGAUGGAGAGGAAGAGCGAAUUGGUGGCGAGAGUGACAGUGGCGAGAGUGGUAAAGGAGUGUUUGACCUGGUGGCGCUGAGGACCAAGGUGGAGAUGCCCCUCUGCUGCCGCUGCGCCCACCACGUGUGCCGGGAGAUUGAUGCCCAGAUAGAGGCGGUGGACCGAGUGUUUGACCUGGUGGCGCUGAGAACCAAGGUGGAGAUGCCCCUCUGCUGCCACUGCGCGCACCACGUUUGCCGGGAGAUCGACGCCCAGGUGAGGGAAGCAGAGGAGGAGAUAGCAGCAUACGAAGCAGCGCUACACUCCAUCCUUGCCACCUCCCCUGCCGCCGCCUCCUCCUCCAAGCACCAUCCCUUCCCGAUCAACCAUGCGAAUACUGCAUUCGCCACCACUGCUGCCGGUGGGGCGCCCAUGGGGGAGGACGCAUUCAGGCAGCACAUGACCGAGGUGGAGGAGGAGGAGCGGCGGCUGCAGCAGGAGGCGGAGGAGCUAGAGCAGCAGAGGGCGCAACUGAGGGCGCAACUGGGGGAGGUGGAGGCGGAGCAGGCAGAGCUUGAUGCUGCUGAGGAGAGGUACUGGCACGAGUUCAACGAGUUUCAGUACCAAGUGUCCGUGCAUCAGGAGGCAAGGGACGGUCUACUGGCAUCUAUAGAGGCGGCAGCAGCCCAAUCAGACGCGUUGAGGCGCAGCUUUGUGUUGAACGAUGCCUUCCACAUCUGGCACGACGGGGACUUUGGCACCAUCAACAACCUGCGCCUUGGCCGCCUGCCCUCCGUGCCUGUGGAGUGGGAGGAGCUGAACGCAGCAUGGGGCCAGGCGUGCCAUCUGCUCUUCACACUAACUCCUUCCCCCCUCCCCUUCCUCUUUCUCGAUUUGCAGGUGGAGUGGGAGGAGCUGAACGCAGCAUGGGGCCAGGCGUGCCAUCUGCUCUUCACACUAACUCCUUCCCCCCUCCCCUUCCUCUUGCUCGAUUUGCAGGUGGAGUGGGAGGAGCUGAACGCAGCAUGGGGGCAGGCGUGUCACCUGCUCUUCACGCUCGCCCGCAUUGCCAACUGCCCCAUCGCGUAA
Molecule: messenger RNA, 2391 nt
Organism: Closterium sp. Naga37s-1
Lineage: Eukaryota; Viridiplantae; Streptophyta; Zygnematophyceae; Desmidiales; Closteriaceae
Source: the annotation of a GenBank genome assembly